AUUUCGGCUCAGUCAUGAGAUCAGCGGUGUCCAGUCACAGCUGAUCACUGCUCAUCAGGGCACUGAUGAUCAGUGUGCCCUGAUGAGCAGUGCCACAUAUCAGUGCCACGCUAAUGCCACAUAUCAUUGCCUACCAGUGCACAUCAAUGCCACAUAUCAGUGCCCAUCUGAGCUGCCUUUCAGUGUCACCCAGCAGUGCCAGUCAGUGCUGCCAAUCCGUGCUACCUAUCAGUGCGCAUCAGUGCCGCCUAUCAGU
Molecule: messenger RNA, 256 nt
Organism: Staurois parvus
Lineage: Eukaryota; Metazoa; Chordata; Amphibia; Anura; Ranidae
Source: the annotation of a GenBank genome assembly